Molecule: messenger RNA, 962 nt
Organism: Camelina sativa (false flax)
Lineage: Eukaryota; Viridiplantae; Streptophyta; Magnoliopsida; Brassicales; Brassicaceae
Source: RefSeq, a predicted model, not a curated record
CUUUGCGUGGAGUGUAAUAACAUUGAAGAUAAUGGUCCUUGACAAGUCUCUGUUACUCAUUUGUCUCUUUGGAAUAACAAAAUUAUCUCUUAAAUCUAUGAAUACUCAUUUUUGAUUAACUCUAAAUCUAUUCCUCUCAAGAGCAAUCAAAGAAAUGUCAUCAAUGGCUUCUGGUACAGCUCCAACAACCAAAUCCGCCGUUUGUAUCAGAAAAACAAUCAAGUCUGCAACUUUGUCAGUACAGUUUCAUCGAUCUUCUUCUUCUUCUUCUUUGCCAAUGUUAUCAUCAUUAAAUUGUUUUUUAGCAGCUAACUCUGCAAAACUACUAAACCCUAAUGGUGGUUCCGUAGUUUCUUCUUCUCCUAAACCCUUCAGACCCGUUAUGCAAUGGCAAGACGUCACGGUAAAGAUGGUAGUGGAUGCACCAGCUGCCGUGGCUUACAAGUUAUACGCAGAUCGUGAAUUGUUCCCAAAGUGGAUGCCCUUUGUGUCAUCUGUUGAGGCUAUGGAGGAUAGACCAGAGCUAUCGCGUUACUUGGUCAAACUCGAGUCUUUUGGACAAAAUAUUGAGUAUCAUUUUCUCGCAAAAAAUUUACAGAGGCAGUGUUCGAUUUUUCCCGAGAGGUCCUUCCUCCUGCUUAGUAGAGAUGAAUUUUUCAUUUGAAGUUCCAAAUGCUUUUGCUCCAGUUGCAUUUAAUUCAGGCAAUGAAAGCGUUUAUGGAGAAGCUUAUUCGUGGAGGAUUGGAACAUUUUGCUGCCUUCGUGAAGACCAUUUAAUUAAGGCAAAAGAAUCAAGAAAUCGUUACCGGGAAACUUACUUCCUUUGCUUUAGGCAAAUAAAUGAAUUUUUUUUUUUUGGUUUUGGAUUAUGAAACGUUCAAACCAUGUAAUGUAAUGCAAUGCAAUGCAAUGCUGUUCACCAUAUUAAUUUACUGAAAUCUAAAGUCAAUGUUUUUCUAGAA